AUGUUCCUCUUCUCCAAAAAAUACAAGACCCCCAUCAGCACUUACACCGACUCCUACCGCCCGCCAUGCUCUGUCAAAAAGACCACCCGAACUCCGGCUCCACUGCAGCCCUGGAAAGAAAACAAGUUUGUGACUCAGGGAUUAACGAUGCCCCCAGUACAAAAUCCAGCAAGCCAAGGUCAGCCCGAGCAUCUGAUUAAGGUGUCAACGCAGGAAUACUACAGGAACACCAUCGACCCUGCUGCCUACUGGCCCGAGAAGUACUGGCUGGCCAGGUCUGAAGAGAAAUACAACCCAGUUUUUGUCCACAAAGACAAAUACAACGCCUGGAGAACAGUUCCCUACAACAGUGAAGCCUGGUAUGAGCACUCCUCUUACCUCCCCCUCCUGGCCAAGGACACAAGGAUGGAGACCUACCUGCACAGCAUACCUGUGCCACAUCCCCCAAAACCCACCUGCCUCAAUCAAUCUGAGAGAGAGGCAGUCGCCAACAUGCCGCACAGGCUGCCCAUGUGCACUGUGACAGGGAGGGGACCCUUCCAGGGCUACUACAGCUCCUGCUCUGGAUGCCACUACUGCCUGCGAGGGAUUGACUACUAUGUUGAUGGGGCCUCUGCCAUCAGAAGGCAUCUCCAUGAACCGGAAGAGAGGGCUGAAUACCCCGUGCUGCAGUUACAGCCCCAGAGCAACGCUCUCUACAUCUACAGAUCACCUCCAGUCAUCGUCCCCAUACACGAGCCCUAG
Leptosomus discolor (cuckoo roller) is the source of this 744-nucleotide messenger RNA. Lineage: Eukaryota; Metazoa; Chordata; Aves; Leptosomiformes; Leptosomidae. The record is from RefSeq and is a predicted model, not a curated record.